Molecule: messenger RNA, 4475 nt
Organism: Acyrthosiphon pisum (pea aphid)
Lineage: Eukaryota; Metazoa; Arthropoda; Insecta; Hemiptera; Aphididae
Gene: yki
Product: Transcriptional coactivator yki
Exons: 7
Coding region: 509-1915 (468 amino acids)
Biological process (GO): hippo signaling; positive regulation of transcription by RNA polymerase II
Cellular component (GO): nucleus; cytoplasm
Molecular function (GO): protein binding; transcription coactivator activity
Source: RefSeq, a predicted model, not a curated record
AGUUGCGCCAGCCAGUCCUAGUUGCUACUCGCCAGACAGUUUUGGAGUGAACGCGUUUGUGUUCGGUCCGUCCGAGCCCGUCGGUGAAUGCGCGUUUGUGACGUCGUCGAAAAUAAUUUAAACGUAUAUCCCGAUAUUAUCGUACUUACAAUAGAAAAUAAUAUUUGUUCGAAACGUGACCGAGCAGUCGAUAGUAAAAUAAGUGAUAUAGAAACUAUAUUAUAACCGCGGUGACUGCAGGUGGAAAACGGACGUAGUGGAUGAAGGCGUUUUUGUUAUUUUUGGUUGUUUUUGUUGUUGUUAUUAUUAUUUUUGUUGUUGAUAUUAUAUCGCUGUAAUAUUAUAUCGUAUUUAUUAGUGCCUCCUAUUAUAUAUAAUACGAUCUAAUAAUAUACUCCCCUGUGGCCGAUAUACCUGUGCAUCGGAAACACCAUUGCAGCUUGAUGUGCACCAGCGGCGGCUGCAGCUGAUCAACCAAUCACGACCUGCGCCCACCGAAGACGUCAGCAUGUCCGGCUUACAGCAGCAGCAACAGGAACAGCACCAACAGGUGAGCAUCAAAAUGGAACCGAUAGGACCAAGCAGCCCUCCGUCGGGCGUCAACAGCAACCUGGUAGUCCGGGUAGACCAGAACUCGGAAACAGACUUACAGGCGCUGUUCGACACGGUUCUGAAGCCGGACGGCAAGAAGCCCCUCCAGUUGCCGUUGCGCAUGCGACAACUGCCCAAGUCGUUCUUCAACCCUCCGUCGACGGGUUCCAAGUCGCCGUCCAUAUCGCACAGCCGCGAAAACUCGGGUGAUUCGGCAUUCGGCACUGCAAAUGUGGGUCCGUCGUGCUCAGGGCCGGUCCCAUUACACUCGCGCGCGCACAGCUCACCCGCCUCGCUGCAGCAGACGUAUGCCGUCGGAGCGGCCAUGCAGCAGCAGAAACAGCAGCACGCCAAACAGCGAAGCUAUGACAUUUCCAGCACCAUCGACGAGUUGGGCCCGCUGCCGCAGGGUUGGGAACAGGCCCGGACGCCCGAGGGACAGAUUUACUAUUUGAAUCACCUCACCAGAACAACCCAAUGGGAAGAUCCGAGAAAGAGCUUGGCCGCUCAAGCGGCGAACCAACACCAGCGCAGCGCCGAACAAUUGCUAAGCCCCGGCAACGACAGUGGAUCGAGCACGAACGCUACCAGCACUCCAACAAACUCGCCUCCGCACAUUCAUUCAACCCUCCAAGGAGCGAACAAAAACGUAACACUAGGACCGCUGCCCGAAGGAUGGGAACAAGCCGUCACCGGUGACGGCGAGACUUACUUCAUAAACCACAUUGCCAGGACCACGUCGUGGUUCGAUCCGAGAAUACCCGUUCAUUUGCAAAGAGCGCCAACGUCGGGCGCCGUGCUGCCUUCCGGUUCUGCGUCGUGGCUGGCAAACGGCGUUUCCGGUUUGUCGCAGUCGCUCCAAGCCUCCCAGCAAAAACUCAGGUUACAAUCGCUUCAAUUAGAGCGCGAACGUUUAAAGAGUCGCCAACAGGAAAUCAUUCGUCAGCAAGAUCUGAUGCAACGCUCGGGUCAGACGAACAACGACCUCGACCCGUUCCUAUCGUGCAGCAGCAGUAGCGUAGAUCAUUCGCGGCAAGAAUCGGCCGACAGCGGCUUGGGCCUGGGAAACAACUACUCGCUGCCGCACACUCCCGAAGACUUUUUGUCGUCCAACAUGGACGACAACAUGGACUGUACUUCAGAGAGCGAUAAUCCGGGUCCUUCGUCCAUGUCGGUAGUCGAUUCACAGGAAAUGUCCACGUUGGAUGUCACCGACGACUUAGUCCCGUCGCUUCAAUUAGGGGACGAAUUUAUAAGUAUGGACGAAGUACAAUUGUUGAUCGACCCGAACAAUAAACCAGGAUCGAUUUUGACUUGGCUUUAAAAACGUCUCGCACAUUAACUGUGUUUUUAAGUUUAUUAUUAUUUUUUUUUUAAUGUCACCCUCAUAAAGAAAUUUAAAAUGUAUACAUAAAUAUAUAUUUAUUUAUGUGUGUGCGUGUGUGUGUACAAGAUAUGUUUGUCAUAUUAACCUAGUCUAAGAAUUAUGAACGUAUGUGUGUCGUAUGACGUGUGAAAAAUUAUUUAUGACGUUGCACUAUAUUAUUAUAUUAAUACAAUAUUAUAUUAUAGAGUAUCGCCCCGGCGCAGCGGCGUUAUAGCGCGUAUGUCACGUAACUAAUUAUCGAUUGUUCCGUUUUAGGUUUAUAUAGAUUAUAAUAAAUAUUAUUAUUAUCAAAAAACAAUGCGCGUAAGCACCGGUGAAUCGGAUAAUAAAACAAAAACAAAACUGUGUUAGAUUGAAAUUUGAAUGUCGAAACGUCGUCGUGGUUGAAAGCACUGCCGCCUGCCUUUCCAUCCAAUCCACCCCUAAACGAAAUAAGCAUUUAAAUGAAUUAUUUUAUCGGUCGUAUAUUACAGAGAGUGGGAUCAGCCAGACGUUUUUAUACCAACGGAAAUUUCAAUAUUCAUUUUUAUUUUCAUUCACUGCCAAAAUCGAAAGGGUUAGAUUUUACAGGGUAUAUGAAAUGUAUUACUUCAAAUAUACAUAGGUAUUAUGUAUGUUAUUGAACAUUUGUAAAUUGUAUUUAUAAAUCAUCUUUUCACAUAAUAUAUAAUAUACAUGUAAUAUAUUAUACUCAUGCAAGGUAAUUAUUUUAAUAUGAACUUGUCAAUAUCUCUAGAAAUGUAAGUAUAACAUGACUGCUGCAAGUAGUUCGCACAAGUUUCUAAAACGUUCAACACCAUCCCUACAUUUUCAAUGUCCAUAGGCUUUUAUAACUGACAAAUGGUAACACAUAAAUUACACGACACCAUAGUAUUAUAUUAUACGACUUUAAUUUUUAUCAAAUUUACGUUAUUUUUAUAAUAAAACGACCUGCUUUUGCCAAAUGCAAAUACAUAUUAGUUGACAUAUUUAGACCGAUAUUGAACGAUUUGUGUUAAAAUAAUUACCGUGCGUCUCUACAUGUAUGUAUAUAUUAUAUAUAUUUUUUUAAUUUUAAAUCACUAUGAAAAAUGUUGUGAGUAUGUGUGUAUUUGCGUUUAAAUAACGCCAAUUAUUAAUACGAUAAGAUUUAUUCGAACUGAUCAAAACAAUGAGUGCCUUAAAAAACUUAAGCAAUAUUUAUGUAACCGUCCUUAUUUGUUGAAUAUAUUAUGUUGAAUGCGCGGAAACGUUUUAUUUAUCUUGUUGACAGUAUUAAGUUUAUAUUAUUAUGUAUUUUUGUUCUCAUGAUAUAUUUUUAAAUUAUAGAGUUGCAAAUGACAAUCGUACUUAAGUCCUCGCUACGUGCGUAUUCAUCCACCUAGAGUGGAGCGCCAUACGGAAGCGAGUUAUCACCCCCCCCCCCUCCCGGCCACCAACACUUUUACAAUAGCACACUUAAAUUUGUUCGUAUAAAAUUUAUUCUCGUGCUUCAUGAAUCAUAUUGUAAUAGUGUAGCUGUUUAGGUAGGUAAUGAUGUUAUUAUUACGAUUAAACUGUAAAUAAUAAUAUUAAUUAUGAAAAAUAAUUAUAAUAAGAUUGAAAAAACAACAACAUAAACCCGUCAUCAGGCAUGGGCUAGAUGUGAAGUUGUUGUUAAUAAUAUAAUUUUGUAUGGUUAUAAAUAUAUAGUAUAAAUAUAUACAUUUAUAAAAAUAUUACGUUUAGUUAAAUUUGCUCAACUGUGAAGUUGGAAUAUUAUUUCGAUUAUCUAAUUAUCUAUUAAAUCUGUACUUCUUUUACGUGUUAAGUUUAAAUUAAUUGUAUGUUGUUCAUAAUGUAUUUCAAAAAUCAAUAAUUAAGUGAUAAUGUUAGACAAAAAAAAAAAUUUUAAAAAAAAUAGAGCUUUGAAAUUAUAUACUUAGUUGAUCAUUAAUAUUGUUCUUUUGACAUUGUUUAGAUGAAUUAUUGUAUGUUUUUCUUUACUAACUCUAAAAUUUACGUUUUAAUUUUAAAACACUUAUUAAUAAUAUUAAGACUGUUUGUUCUUUAUAUAAAUUAUGAUUGUAUCGAUUGUGUCGUAUAUUAUGUACAUUUAUUAUUAGUAGUUGUAAAAUUUUAUGUAAAUGUGUGUGCAAUCCAGCUCUAUAUUUAUCUAAUAAAAAAAAAGAAGAAAAUCCGAAAACGAUGAGGAACCAUAUUGAUAUUAUAAUUAAUUGUGUACAAAAAUAUAAUCAUAUAAUGGUAGGUACAAACGAUGAAAGAAUACUUCGCCAAACUGCGAAUAUAUCGUUUUAGCAAUAUGCAUAAUGCCUACUAAAUAUAUUAUUAUCUAUAUUAUUGUAUAAUAUAUUACUACGUUUGUGCCCAAAAUAUACUGAAUAUUAUGUAUCUCUGCAUCUAAAUAAUAAUGUAUAUUAUCUAUAUACCUAUAUAAAUAAUAUAUACGUUUGAGAAUUAUGUGCCUAUUUUUGUAAUGUUAAACAAAUUUAUAUAAUAUAUAUUAUAAAUAAAUGUA